Messenger RNA from Branchiostoma belcheri (Belcher's lancelet), 1350 nucleotides. Its product is annotated as carbon catabolite repressor protein 4 homolog 1-like. The coding region runs from base 209 to 1324 and encodes 371 amino acids. The record is from RefSeq and is a predicted model, not a curated record. Gene Ontology annotation, molecular function: poly(A)-specific ribonuclease activity. The transcript is spliced from 5 exons. NCBI's taxonomy places the organism in Eukaryota, Metazoa, Chordata, Leptocardii, Amphioxiformes, Branchiostomatidae. Gene Ontology annotation, cellular component: cytoplasm; CCR4-NOT complex; nucleus. Gene Ontology annotation, biological process: nuclear-transcribed mRNA poly(A) tail shortening.
CGGUGCAAUGGACGACCCAGACACGCCAACAACGGACGGUCCCCUUCGUGUGCACUCAUGCGGGGGUGAACCAACCGGUCUCCGGAGAGGGGUUGACCUAACCCGGAAGUAAAGCAUUGACCAUUAUCUUCUGUGCCGAUCUUUGGACUGGGGUCAGAAGGGAAAACUGCAGGUCAGAAAACUGAGGCCUGAGGCCAGAACUGACAGCAUGGAUCCAUUAACAGAAGUCAGCUCUGAGGCAUUUCUGAACAGAAAAGUCCUCCACCAUCCACACAACCAUGCAGACACCGACGGUACCAAAACUUCACACUUCUCUGUCGUGUCCUACAACAUCCUCGCCGACUGCCACGUCUCCCCACAAUCCUAUCCGUACUGUCCCAAAGAAUGUCUCCCAAUGUCCGCACGCGAGAAACAACUAGACACAGAGUUACGCUACCUUAACGGUGACAUCGUGUGUCUACAAGAAGUCGGAACAACCUACUUCCAAGAAAACCUCUUGCCCUUGAUGCAGAAGCAAGGCUACGAUGGCUACAGGUUUAAAGAAAAAGUUCUCGGGACUCCAGAAGGAAUUGCGAUGUUCUUUCGGACUUCUAGGUUUAGUGUAGUUGAUUUCACUGCGUUUGACUUCAAUUCCAAGUUCAAAGAACUUAUCAAGAGGUACGUGGGAGAGUCCGAGAGAGAUUAUGUCUACAAGUACUUGGAGAAGACCAGUGUGAUGAUGAUGUGCAGGCUGAGGUGUAAGGUGACAGGUCGUGUGGUGACUGUGGGGACGUUCCACGUGAUCUGGUGGUUGGGACUGAUCCCCAGCGCCCCCCAGCAUGUGGAGGUGGAUGUGCAGUCUCUGCAGAUCUCAGUAGCCAUGGCUGAGCUGGUGCAGUUUGCAGGCGGUACAGACCAGCCCCACAUCCUGUGUGGAGACUUUAACUCCUCCCCCUUCAGCCCGGCGUACGGCAUCCUCACCAGGGGUCACCUGGCCGGGGGAGGGUACGAGAUGUUCCACGCUCUACGACCAUUCAAGGUGUCUGACAACGAGAGUAAGUGUCUGAUCGACCUGUUGCCAUCCAGCCUGUACUCACAUCCAUCCAAGUCUCUCAAAAGUGCCUAUGCUGAAGUCAAGGGAAAAGAGCCGGACUUCACAAACUACAUGGAUUCAUUUGUGGAGUGUCUGGACUAUAUCUGGUACAGCUCAGACAGCGUGCGAGUGACAGCAGUGCUGGACAUGGUACCUGAGUCAGCCAUCACACCUCUCACAGCAUGUCCCAACAAGGUCUUCCCUUCUGACCACCUCUCCCUCAAGGCUGUGUUUCAACUCACAGACCUGUAACAUGUAACAUCCGUGUCCAUAAUAUC